GCUCCCGCGGUCCGAGCGGCGAGCUACGACCCAGCGGCCCUGACCCCGCGGCUCCGCGGAGGGCGAGCGCGGCCGCGGACAAAGGAGCAUGUCGUUGGGAAGCACGACCGAUCCUCCGGCCGCCGGGAGGCUCGGGCCACCGCCAAGCCCGCCCCGCCCCGCCGCCGCCCGCUAGGCCGGUGCCGCCUCUCGGCCCCGCAGGCCCGGUCAGCGGCAUGGAGCCGCCGCCGCUGCUGCUGCCGCUGGCGCUGCUCGCCCUGUUGUGGGGAGGAGAGCGCGGCGCCGUGGCGCUGCCCGCGGGCUGCAAGCACGACGGUCGGGCCCGGGGUACCGGCAGGGCGGCCGGCGCCGAGGGGAAGGUGGUGUGCAGCAGCCUGGAGCUCGCUCAGGUUCUGCCUCCGGACACCCUGCCCAACCGCACGGUCACCCUGAUUUUGAGCAACAACAAGAUAUCCGAGCUGAAGAAUGGUUCAUUUUCUGGGUUAAGUCUCCUUGAAAGACUGGACCUCCGGAACAACCUUAUUAGUAGGAUAGCCCCUGGUGCCUUUUGGGGACUGUCUUCACUGAAGAGAUUGGACCUGACAAACAACCGGAUAGGUUGUCUGAAUGCAGACGUAUUUCGAGGACUCACCAAUCUGGUUCGGCUAAACCUUUCAGGGAAUCUGUUUACGUCACUGUCUCAAGGAACUUUUGAUUAUCUUGGCUCCUUGCGGUCUUUAGAGUUUCAGACUGAGUACCUUCUGUGUGACUGUAACAUACUGUGGAUGCAUCGCUGGGUAAAGGAGAGAAAUAUCACCGUGCGGGACACCAGGUGUGUUUAUCCUAAGUCACUGCAGGCCCAGCCAGUCACGGGGGUGAAGCAGGAGCUCUUGACUUGCGAUCCUCCCCUUGAACUGCCAUCUUUCUACAUGACUCCGUCGCACCGCCAGGUUGUGUUUGAAGGAGACAGCCUUCCCUUCCAGUGCAUGGCUUCCUAUAUAGACCAGGACAUGCAGGUGCUGUGGUAUCAGGAUGGGCGCAUUGUUGAGACCGAUGAGUCUCAAGGGAUCUUUGUGGAGAAAAGCAUGAUUCACAACUGCUCCUUGAUUGCGAGUGCCCUAACUAUUUCUAAUAUUCAAGCUGGAUCUACUGGAAAUUGGGGCUGUCAUGUUCAGACCAAACGUGGGAAUAAUACAAGAACUGUUGAUAUUGUGGUAUUAGAAAGCUCUGCUCAAUACUGUCCACCGGAGAGGGUCGUGAACAACAAAGGUGAUUUCAGAUGGCCCAGAACACUGGCGGGCAUCACAGCGUAUCUCCAGUGUACCCGGAACACCCACAGCAGUGGGAUCUAUCCUGGAAACACACAGGAUGAAAGGAAGGCAUGGCGCAGAUGCGACAGAGGUGGCUUCUGGGCAGACGAUGAUUAUUCUCGGUGCCAGUAUGCAAAUGAUGUCACUAGAGUUCUGUAUAUGUUUAAUCAGAUGCCCCUCAAUCUCACAAAUGCGGUAGCUACAGCCCGGCAGCUGCUGGCUUACACUGUGGAGGCCGCCAACUUCUCUGACAAAAUGGAUGUUAUAUUUGUGGCUGAAAUGAUAGAAAAGUUUGGAAGAUUUACCAAAGAGGAAAAAUCAAAAGAACUUGGCGAUGUGAUGGUUGAUGUGGCAAGCAACAUCAUGUUGGCUGAUGAGCGGGUCCUGUGGCUGGCACAGAGGGAAGCAAAGGCCUGCAGUCGGAUUGUCCAGUGCCUGCAGCGCAUUGCCACACAUCGCCUGGCCAGUGGGGCGCAUGUGUACUCCACAUAUUCGCCCAAUAUUGCUCUGGAAGCUUAUGUCAUCAAGGCUGCUGGCUUCACAGGGAUGACCUGCUCCGUGUUCCAGAAAGUGGCUGCCUCCGACCGCGCAGGUCUUUCUGACUAUGGGCGCAGGGACCCGGAUGGAAACCUGGACAAGCAGCUGAGCUUCAAAUGCAAUGUUUCCAGCACCUUCUCAAGCCUGGCCCUGAAGAACACCAUCAUGGAGGCCUCUAUUCAGCUUCCUUCCUCCCUUUUCUCACCAAAACAAAAGCGAGAAGUCCGAGCCCCUGAUGACUCCCUCUAUAAGCUUCAACUCAUUGCCUUCCGUAACGGAAAGCUUUUUCCAGCCACUGGAAAUUCAACAAAGUUGGCAGAUGAUGGCAAGCGGCGGACAGUAGUGACUCCUGUGAUCCUCACAAAAAUAGAUGGUGUGACCGUAGAUACCCACCACAUCCCUGUUAAUGUGACGCUGCGACGGAUCGCCCACGGAGCAGAUGCCGUCGCUGCGCAGUGGGACUUUGACUUGCUGAACGGACAGGGAGGCUGGAAGUCAGAUGGGUGCUGUAUACUCUACUCGGAUGAGAACAUCACCACCAUUCAGUGCGGCUCCCUGGGCAACUAUGCUGUGCUAAUGGAUCUGACUGGGUCAGAGUUGUACACCCCAACAGCCAGUCUCCUGCAUCCUGUGGUUUAUACCACCGCCAUCACUCUCCUCUUAUGUCUCUUGGCCGUUAUCAUCAGUUACAUGUACCACCACAGCUUGAUUCGAAUCAGUCUCAAGAGCUGGCACAUGCUUGUGAACUUGUGCUUUCAUAUUUUCCUGACCUGCGUGGUGUUCAUAGGAGGAAUAACCCAGACCAGAAAUGCCAGCGUCUGUCAAGCAGUUGGGAUUAUUCUUCAUUAUUCUACCCUUGCCACGGUAUUGUGGGUUGGAGUCACUGCUAGAAAUAUCUAUAAACAAGUCACUAAGAAAGCCAAGAGAUGCCAGGAUCCUGAUGAGCCACCUGCUCCACCACGGCCUAUGCUGAGGUUCUACCUGAUUGGUGGUGGGAUCCCCAUCAUAGUGUGUGGUAUCACUGCAGCAGCAAACAUCAAGAACUAUGGCAGCCGGCCCAGUGCACCCUAUUGCUGGAUGGCCUGGGAACCGUCCUUGGGAGCCUUCUACGGACCGGCCAGCUUCAUCACUUUUGUAAACUGUAUGUAUUUUCUAAGCAUAUUUAUUCAGUUGAAAAGACACCCUGAGCGCAAAUAUGAGCUCAAGGAGCCGACAGAAGAGCAGCAGAGAUUGGCAGCCAAUGAAAAUGGUGAAAUAAAUCACCAGGACUCCAUGUCUUUGUCUCUCAUCUCUACAUCCACAUUGGAAAAUGAGCACAGUUUUCAGUCUCAGCUUUUGGGCGCCAGCCUUACUUUGCUUUUGUAUGUCACCUUGUGGAUGUUUGGGGCCAUGGCUGUUUCUCUGUAUUACCCUUUGGACUUGGUUUUUAGCUUCUUCUUUGGAGCCACUUGUUUAAGCUUCAGUGCUUUCAUCAUGGUGCACCAUUGCAUCAACAGGGAGGAUGUGAGACUGGCAUGGAUCAUGCUGUGCUGCCCAGGACGAAGCUCGUACUCAGUGCAAGUCAACGUCCAGCCUCCCAACUCAAGUGCAACUAAUGGAGAGGCCCCAAAGUGCACCAAUAGCAGCGCAGAAUCUUCAUGCACAAACAAAAGCGCAUCGAGCUUCAAAAACUCUUCCCAGGGCUGCAAGCUAACAAACUUGCAGGCUGCUGCGGCACAGUACCACAGCAAUGCCCUACCUGUGAAUGCCACCCCGCAGCUUGAUAACAGUCUGACAGAACACUCAAUGGACAACGAUAUUAAAAUGCAUGUGGCUCCUUUAGAUGUGCAGUUUCGAACAAACGUGCACCCAAGCCGCCAUCACAAAAACCGAAGCAAAGGACACCGGGCCAGCAGACUCACAGUACUGCGAGAGUACGCCUAUGAUGUCCCAACGAGCGUGGAAGGGAGCGUACAGAAUGGCCUACCUAAGAGCCGGCCAGGCUGCAAUGAAGGACAUUCGAGGAGUAGGAGAGCUUAUUUAGCCUAUCGAGAGAGACAGUAUAACCCACCCCAACAAGACAGCAGUGAUGCUUGUAGCACACUUCCCAAAAGUAGCCGAAAUGUUGAAAAGCCUGUUUCAACAAGUAGUAAGAAAGAUGCACCAAGGAAGCCAGCUGCAGCCGAUCUUGAAAGUCAACAGAAAUCUUAUGGCCUGAACUUAGCUGUUCAGAAUGGACCGGUUAAAAGCAGUGGGCAGGAAGGACCCUUGCUAGCUACCGAUGUUACUGGUAAUGUUAGGACUGGGUUAUGGAAACAUGAAACAACUGUGUAGCAUUGCAGGGGCUUCCAAGACAGAAGGCGAAACUGUGAUACUCACAUUCCUUUAAGCUAUGAACUCUUAGAGACAAACUGUUUACAGCCACCUUAGGGAUACAAAACAGUUCUGAAUAUUCUUCUGAGCUUUGGGACUUACUAAUUUUAUAUUCCUAAAUUGUUCCCCCCAGAGUUAAAAAAAAAAGUUUUAAAACAUUGUUUUACUUGUCAAAGAACCAAUAAGAUAUUUUGGAAGUUGAGAAUAUAAUUUCUUAGAAUCUGUUAUAUCUACUUAACAUUUGAGGCUUGUAUUUAAUAAAAUAAAUAGAAGUU
Molecule: messenger RNA, 4453 nt
Organism: Arvicanthis niloticus (Nile rat)
Lineage: Eukaryota; Metazoa; Chordata; Mammalia; Rodentia; Muridae
Gene: Adgra3
Product: adhesion G protein-coupled receptor A3
Biological process (GO): cell surface receptor signaling pathway; G protein-coupled receptor signaling pathway
Cellular component (GO): external side of plasma membrane; plasma membrane
Molecular function (GO): G protein-coupled receptor activity; protein binding
Source: RefSeq, a predicted model, not a curated record